AUGAUCCUCAAACUGCUCGAGGCCAUCUCGGGUAAUAAGAGCGCCGUGUCUGACCUUCGUCUGGCCAAUCAGCGCCAACGUAUCCUUGGAGUCAAGAUGGAACAGGAGAUCACGGCUCUCGUUCUGCAGAAUCCUCGCAUCAUCAACCUUGGUCUGGACUUUGACACUGCUGAGGCCCGCGUACGCGUGAGAGACCACUUAAAGAACACAAUGGACAAGAACAAACGACAGGUCCGUAUCGGCGCCAAAGCCUAA
Molecule: messenger RNA, 255 nt
Organism: Dibothriocephalus latus
Lineage: Eukaryota; Metazoa; Platyhelminthes; Cestoda; Diphyllobothriidea; Diphyllobothriidae
Source: the annotation of a GenBank genome assembly